AUGGACGGCUAUGGUCAUCUGAAUGCAUGUGUGUGUGCGUGUGUGUCCUCGUCCUCUACGCCGUCAGCAACUUCUGACAGUUCUCCUGAACCACCAAUUCCGUCUUCUUCCGCUUCCUCCUCCUCCUCCUCCUCCUCCUCCUCCUCCUCCUCCUCCUCCUCCGCUGCCCCGACGGCUGCCGUUGUCGCGCCUGUCACGCACAUCAACACUACACACAAUCCUGGCCCAACAACAGACAUCAACACCACCACCGUCGGCACCAGAGGUGAGGACCUGGACAACGCCCGUCCCCACUGCGACCGCACCUUUACCUCCCACAUCGACCUAGUCGGUCACUUGUGA
This is a messenger RNA of Spirometra erinaceieuropaei, 342 nucleotides long. The record is from the annotation of a GenBank genome assembly. NCBI's taxonomy places the organism in Eukaryota, Metazoa, Platyhelminthes, Cestoda, Diphyllobothriidea, Diphyllobothriidae.